Colletotrichum siamense is the source of this 216-nucleotide messenger RNA. RefSeq lists its product as uncharacterized. Lineage: Eukaryota; Fungi; Ascomycota; Sordariomycetes; Glomerellales; Glomerellaceae. The coding region runs from base 1 to 216 and encodes 71 amino acids. The transcript has 3 exons. The record is from RefSeq and is a predicted model, not a curated record.
AUGACCUCGCCUGUUGCUUUGAGCAUCAGCCAGUCAUUCAGUGAGCCAAGAUUAGCGUGGCAGGCUAGGUUCGUCCACUGCGAACAGCAGCACACCGGCCGCCAGCCCAUGCACGAGGGCAUCGGCGUGAUCUGCCUACACUGCCGGAUUGCCUCAACAGGUCAAGCAAAUGAAACCAAGAGAAAUGGUUGUCUCCCCGAGCGGCGUUGUACAUGA